Messenger RNA from Penaeus vannamei (Pacific white shrimp), 4363 nucleotides. NCBI's taxonomy places the organism in Eukaryota, Metazoa, Arthropoda, Malacostraca, Decapoda, Penaeidae. The record is from RefSeq and is a predicted model, not a curated record.
AUGUCUUCAAUCAGCUCUUCUCCAGAUACCAGCUUCUCUAUAGGAUCAAGUUACUCCUCCAGCUCCUCUUUGGGGCCCACAACUUCUACUUUCCCAAGCUCCUCAUCAGAUUCAACCAUGUCUUCCUUCCAAUCCACCACUUCUCCAACUGAUUCUUCUGUGGAUUCGACUACAACUAGCUCCAGCACCAGUGAGGAAGCAACCAUGUCUUCAAUCUACUCCAACUCCAGCUCUUCCAUAGACACCAGCUCUUCUAUGGGAUCAAGUACUUCUUCAACGUCGGACACAACCACUUCUUCAACCUUUUCCACGUCAUCCUUGAAUUCAACCACUUCUCCAACUACCACCACUGAGGACUCUACUUACUCAAGCUCUUCCAUAGGCUCACAAACCUCUUCAACUUACACCAGCUCUUCUUCAGGCUACGCCUCAUCCAGCUCCUCUUUGGAGCCCACAAUUUCUACUUCCCCAAGCUCCUCAUCAGAUUCAACCAUUUCCUCCUCCGAAGCCACCACUUCAACUGAUUCCUCUGUGGAUUCAACUGCUUCAUCUAGCUCCAACACCAGUGAGGAAACAACCAUGUAUUCAAUCAGCUCUUCUCCAGACACCAGCUCAUCUAUAGGAUCAAGUACCUCUUCAACUAAUUCGACUACAGCUAGCUCCAGCACCACUGAGGAAACAACCACUUCUUCAAUCUACUCCAACUCAAGCUCUUCCAUAGACACCAGCUCCUCUAUGAGAUCAAGUACCUCUUCAACUACGAACACAACCACUUCUUCAAGCUUUCCCACACCAUCCAUGAAUUCAACCACUUCUUCAACUACCAUCACUGAGGACUCUACUUACUCAAGCUCUUCCAUAGGCUCACAAACCUCUUCAAAUUACACUAGCUCUUCUUCAGGCUACUCCUCCUCCAGCUCCUCUUUGGCGUCUUCCUUCCAAUCCACCACUUCUCCAACUGAUUCUUCUGUGGAUUCGACUACAGCUAGCUCCAGCACCAGUGAGGAAGGAACUAUGUCUUCAAUCUACUCCAACUCCAGCUCUUCCAUAGACACCAGUUCCUCUAUAGGAUCAAGUACCUCUUCAACUACAGACACAACCACUUCUUCAACCUUUUCCACAUCAUCCUUGAAUUCAACCACUUCUCCAACUACCACCACUGAGGACUUUACUUACUCAAGCUCUUCCAUAGGCUCACAAACCUCUAGCUACACCAGCUCUUCUUCAGGCUACUCCUCCAGCUCCUCUUUGGAGCCCACCACUUCUACUUUCCCAAGCUCCUCAUCGGAUUCAACCACGUUCUCCUCCAAAGCCACCACUUCAACUGAUUCCUCUGUGGAUUCAACUGCUUCAUCUAGCUCCAAAACCAGUGAGGAAACAACCAUGUCUUCAAUCAGCUCUUCUCCAGACACCAGCUCCUCUAUAGGAUCAAGUACCUUUACAAUUACUUACUCAAGCUCUUCCAUAGGCUCACAAACCUCUUCAACUUACACCAGCUCUUCUUCAGGCUACUCCUCCUCCAGCUCCUCUUUGGAGCCCACAAUUUCUACUUCCCCAAGCUCCUCAUCAGAUUCAACCAUUUCCUCCUCCGAAGCCACCACUUCAACUGAUUCCUCUGUGGAUUCAACUGCUUCAUCUAGCUCCAACACCAGUGAGGAAACAACCAUGUCUUCAAUCAGCUCUUCUCCAGACACCAGCUCAUCUAUAGGAUCAAGUACCUCUUCAACUACAAACACAACCACUUCUUCAACCUUUUCCACAUCAUCCUUGAAUUCAACCACUUCUCCAACUACCGAUCAAGUACCUCUUCAACUACGAACACAACACUUCUUCAAGCUUUUCCACACCAUCCUUGAAUUCAACCACUUCUUCAACUACCACACUGAGGACUCUACUUACUCAAGCUCUUCCAUAGGCUCACAAACCACAUCAUCCUUGAAUUCAACCACUUCUCCAACUACCACCACUGAGGACUCUACUUACUCAAGCUCUUCCAUAGGCUCACAAACUUCUUCAAAUUACACUAGCUCUUCUUCAGGCUACUCCUCCUCCAGCUCCUCUUUGAAGCCCACAACUUCUACUUUCCCAAGCUCCUCAUCGGAUUCAACCACGUCUUCCUUCAAAUCCACCACUUCAACUGAUUCUUCUGUGGAUUCGACUACAACUAGCUCCAGCACCAGUGAGGAAGCAACCAUGUCUUCAAUCUACUCCAACUCCAGCUCUUCCAUAGACACCAGCUCCUCUAGAGGAUCAAGUACCUCUUCAACUACAAACACAACCACUUCUUCAAACUUUUCCACAUCAUCCUUGAAUUCAACCACUUCUCCAACUACCACCACUGAGGACUCUACUUACUCAAGCUCUUCCAUAGGCUCACAAACCUCUUCAACUUACACUAGCUCUUCUUCAGGCUACUCCUCAUCCAGUCCCUCUUCUGAACCCACUUUUUCUACUUAUACAAGCUCCUCAUCGGAUUCAACUACGUCCUACUCCGAAGCCACCACUUCAACUGAUUCCUCUGUGGAUUCAACUGCUUCAUCUAGCUCCAGCACCAGUGAGGAAACAACCAUGUCUUCAAUCAGCUCUUCCACAGACACCAGCUCCUCUAUAGGAUCAAGUACCUCUUCAACUACGGACACAACCACUUCUUCAAGCUUUUCCACAUCAUCCUUGAAUUCAACCACUUCUCUAACUACCAGAACUGAGGACUCUUCUUACUCAAGCUCUUCCAUAGGCUCACAAACCUCUUCAAAUUACACCAGCUCUUCUUCAGGCUACUCCUCAUCCAGUCCCUCUUCUGAACCCACUUUUUCUACUUAUCCAAGUUCCUCAUCGGAUUCAACCACGUCCUCCUCCGAAGCCACCACUUCAACUUAUUCCUCUUUGGAUUCAACUGCUUCAUCUAGCUCCAGCACCAGUGAGGAAACAACCAUGUCUUCAAUCUACUCCAGCUCCAGCUCUUCCACAGACACCAGCUCCUCUAUAGGAUCAAGUACCUCUUCAACUACGGACACAACCACUUCUUCAAGCUUUUCCACAUCAUCCUUGGAUUCCAGCACUUCUCCAACUACCACCACUGAGGACUCAAGCUCACAAACUACUUCAACUUACACCAGCACUUCUUCAGGCUACUCCUCCUCCAGCUCCUCUUUGGAGCCCACAAUUUAUACUUCCCCAAGCUCCUCAUCGCAUUCAACCACGUCUUCCUUCCAAUCCACCACUUCACCAACUGAUUCUUCUGUGGAUUCGACUACAGCUAGCUCCAGCACCAGUAAGGAAACAACCACCUCUUCAAUCUACUCCAGCUCUUCAGAAUCCUCCCAAAGCAGCUCUCCUUAUGCAGGCUCCUCUUUAUCUAUCUCUUCCACAAUUGCAAACACUUCUUUCGGAUCAAGUGCUCUGUCGACUCUCCCUGUAUACCCUACGGACUCUUCCAGUUCUGUGAAUUCAGCUACUCCAACUAGCUCCAGCACCAGUAAGGAAACAACCACGUCUUCAAUCUACUCCAGCUCUUCAAAAUCCUCCCAAAGCAGCUCUACUUAUGCAGCCUCCUCUUUAUCUAGCUCUUCCACCGAGCCCGCCAUAUCCUCAACAAUUGCAAACACUUCUUUCGGAUCAAGUGCUCUGUCGACUCUCACUGUAUACCCUACGGACUCUUCCACUUCGUUCACCUUUAUAACAACACCCCUAGAUUCGACCACUUAUUCAGCUUAUUUCAGUUCAAGUACUCCCUUUUCAACCACUUCUGCGGUAUACCCCAGUUCUUCCACAGAUUCGUCCGGUGGCAUGGCAGAUGAUAACGUUUAUGUAGUCGUGGUUAUAAUAAUUGUUGGAUUAAUAUUGGCCGCGAUCUUAGCUACCUGCUGCUUUUUCUUCUUUUUCGUUUUCAAGCGGAAACACCCUGUUCAGGAUCUCGAAGAACAGAUACCCGGAGAGGUUUCUGAUACAUAUACCGAAGAGAGUGGCUCGCUGUAUGAAAUAUCUAUACCAAGAGCUAAUCUCGUCCCUUUCACCCGCCAACUGACUCCGUGGGGCGUCCAGAAUCCUGUGACCAUCUCAGACGACGAGACCGAAGACCUAGACUUACCUGAGGACCGUGGACGCAAUCCUUACGCCCUUGGCCAGACGAAUCUUAACGAGUUUAGUCUGGAAAGAUUCCUGAGGGAUAUUGAGGAUACCCAACCUCCUACUCUUUCAGAAUCCUUCAGUCUCCCCAGACUGUAGAGAUAGUUUUUGAUACCGCGCCGGUGUCCAACUCAGUUAUAUUUCUGUGUGUAUUCAUGUAAAUAAUACGACGGAGGGUAGAGCAAGAAAGCACACGAAUAUUACAAAGAUUUUUUUUUUCAUUUUUUCCCUACAAUUU